UGCUCGGUCUCCUCCAUGCACGCGCUGAUUCAGCUUAUUCUAUGGCUGCCAUGGAAGACGUAGAAGCUACGCAAAUCGUGCUGCCGGAAUAUUUUGCAGAGUUUGAAAAAUAUAUGAAACUUUAUAGGCGAACAUGGACGAGUGUGCAUAAUGAGCUUCAACAAUCACUCAAGGAUGAGGCAAAUGAGCGCAGAAAAAUGGCACUGAAGCAAAUGAACAUGGACAUUGAAAAGAGAAGAAUGGAGGCUGAAACUGCUGCAAGCAGCAAGCACAAACUGGUUGCCAGGCAGGAGAUGGAGAAAAACAUCCGUGAACUGCGGAAGCUCCAGAUUGCAGACAGUACAACAGUUGAUGCUUUGAAGCCUUUGUGUAGUGACAAGACCACCGCGGAGAGUGAGGCACUAAGGAAACAAGGAAAGCUUCUGUCAAAAAUGCUAAGCCUGGAGCUUCUACACUGCCCGACAUCAGGGAUUCUUUCUGCAGUUUACAAGGCUGGUGACAAGUUGAUACCGCACCAUGUUGUCACAACUGGCAAGGACCCAUGUGAAAUUGCCGAUGAAUUGUGGAAGUUUGAUGAAGAUUGCAGCAUCAAGACAUGACUAUUCUUAAUGUACACACCUAAUGAACAAAGCUGCUUACUUUUUUUCCUUGCCAUGUGCU
Dermacentor silvarum is the source of this 660-nucleotide messenger RNA. Its product is annotated as kinetochore protein Spc24-like. Lineage: Eukaryota; Metazoa; Arthropoda; Arachnida; Ixodida; Ixodidae. The transcript is spliced from 5 exons. The record is from RefSeq and is a predicted model, not a curated record. The coding region runs from base 42 to 599 and encodes 185 amino acids.